AUGAAUGCUCAAAGUGGUGCAAAUACCUAUUUUUGUGCUACUGAUGCCACUGAAGCAUCUCUUGAUAUUAGGUCGCUCACUUCUCUCCCUCUAAUUCAAAAAAAAUUCCGGCACUCAGGUGUUGGCGGCGUCAUUAAGUCAGGCGCUCUGUCGAGUUUGCAGGACUUGAGCAAGGGAAAAAUAUAUUUUGCUUCUUUGGGAAGCCCGAUAAAUAAUCUCCAGAUGUGUGAGAUAGUGGACUUAUCAGAUAGCGAAGACUCUCCGAUGCAAGAAAAUGUGGCAGAAAUUAAACCAGAGCUCGACUAUUUGGACUAUGAAGUGCCAUCUCAGAACAUAUCCUCAAGGGAUAUAGCGGAUAAUGUUGCAAGCUCUUCAGGAAGCAACAUAAGAUCAUCCUUAAUAGGGAUGGGAUUCUCGUCCUCUCUUGUUGACAAAGCAAUUAAGGAAAAGGGUGGAGACGAUGUUGAUUUACUAUUGGAGACUCUCUUUGCAUAUACAGCUCUUCAAAACCUAAAGACUGAAUCUUUUGAUGAUGCAAUAUUCCAUGACCAGGAUGAGUUAGCUGCAGAUGUUCGUGCAAGAGAGGUUCUUCAUAGAUCAGCAUCUUCGGAUUCUCUUGAUAGCUUGUUUGGUGAUGGCGGGGAUACAAAUAGUCACACCAAUAUUGGAAAAGAUGUUCAAUUAAAAGAGGAACCUGAUUUUUGCAGUACAGUCAUUGACGAGAAGAAAGCAAACUUGUUAAAAAUGAGUUUCUCCAUGGAUGAAGUGGAGUUUGCUAUGGCUAGACUUGGUGAAGAUGCUUCUAUUCAUGAACUAGUGGACAUCAUCAUUGCUGCACGGAUGGCGAAAAAGUAUGAAAAGAAAGCAGAUUAUCCUAUUUGUGGUGAUGCAGAAAGGAACAAGGAAUGCAGCAAUGAAAUCUUGUUUGGGAUCAUGGAUAAGACACUUAGACUGCUUGAAAUGGGCUUCUCUGAGCAAGAAAUUUCAAUAGCUUUUGAGAGAUAUGGUUCAGAAGCUCCACUUUCAGAACUUGCAGAUUCAAUUGUUGCAGGUGAAAAUGCUGACAUUGACAUUAAACCAGACAAGAAUUUAUUAACUUCUUUGAGCAAGUCGAGUGCCCGUAGUAACUAUAGAUAUUUGGAUAGGGGGAUGGGUGAUUGUUCAAGUUAUCAGUCUUUUAAUCCAUUUACUGUAAAAACUGAGGAACAUACUUCAGAUACUGCAUCUCAUGUUGGGGAUUUUGAUGUACUGGAAAAAUUAAAAGGGAAGAGACCAAAAGAAGAAUAUAAUGAUGAACAAAGCAACUUGAAGAAAGCAAAAGAAGAGUUUGAUGCAGUCUCGAGCAGUUCUGUUGGCCCGACCUGGCUAGGAGCAAGAAAUGGAAAGUCUUUGUUGACCAGUCUUUGGAUGCCAGCCUCUCAGAGACGUGUUGGCCACAAUGCAGGAUGGCUGGACAAACAAGGAAUGCCCCAAAGGUCUAUGCCCGACUCGUGCAGGGUUCUUGAUAAUAUGGUGGCUAAACCUCCUUAUUUCUUCUAUGGAAAUAUAACAAAUUUAUCUCAGGACUCUUGGGUAAAAGUAUCACAAUUUCUGUACUCCGUUCAGCCAGAAUUUAUCAAUACUCAGUUCUUCUCGGCCUUGGUUAGGAAGGAAGGCUACGUUCAUAAUCUCCCCACUGAAGAUAGGUUUCACAUUCAUCCAAAGCCACCAAUAACCAUUCAAGAAGCCUUACCGCAUACUGGAAAAUGGUGGCCAUCGUGGGAUGCAAGGAAGCAGUUGAGCUGCAUCAGUUCUGAAACUAAAGGAAUUCCGCAACUGUGUGAUAGGCUUGGAAGAAUGCUGACCGAUUCAAGAGGAUUUCUAACAGUUGAACAGCAGAAAGAACUCCUCCAUCAGUGCCGGACCUUGAAUCUUGUGUGGGUUGGCCAACACAAAUUGGCACCACUUGAACCUGAACAUCUAGAGCGUAUUAUGGGCUAUCCAGUGCGUCACACGCAGGUUUCUGGGUUUAGCACGACAGAAAGACUUGAAUCACUUAAACAUUCUUUUCAGACUGACACAUUAGCAUACCACCUAUCUGUUCUUAGAUCCUUGUUCCCUGAAGGAUUGACAUUGUUAUCAAUUUAUAGUGGAAUUGGUGGAGUAGAAAUUUCUUUACACCGUAUUGGCAUUCGUUUGAAGGGUGUUGUGUCUGUGGAACCCUGUGAAGCAAAGCGGAGGAUUAUCAAACAAUGGUGGGACAAUUCUGGACAGAUUGGAGAGUUGGUGCAGAUUGAAAGUAUCCAAAGCCUAUCAAGUAACAAGCUUGAAGCUUUGAUAAAAAAGUUCAGUGGAUUCGAUUUUGUUAUAUGUCAGAAUCCGUGCACAGCUGCAACUAGUGAUAACAUGGUAGGUUUAGAUUUUUCAAUGUUUGUCGAGUUUGUACGUGUCUUGCAGCGUGUGAGGACUACAACGGAGAGGCGCAGGUGA
Molecule: messenger RNA, 2469 nt
Organism: Fraxinus pennsylvanica
Lineage: Eukaryota; Viridiplantae; Streptophyta; Magnoliopsida; Lamiales; Oleaceae
Source: the annotation of a GenBank genome assembly